Thermothelomyces thermophilus ATCC 42464 is the source of this 2441-nucleotide messenger RNA. RefSeq lists its product as uncharacterized. The transcript has 4 exons. Bases 341 to 2161 code for a protein of 606 amino acids. Gene Ontology annotation, biological process: regulation of transcription by RNA polymerase II. NCBI's taxonomy places the organism in Eukaryota, Fungi, Ascomycota, Sordariomycetes, Sordariales, Chaetomiaceae. The record is from RefSeq and is a predicted model, not a curated record.
UUGCUGAAAAAAAAAAAAAAAAAAAAAUACAAGCCCACAGAGAAAGGCAAAAGAAAUGCAGUUAGGUCGGGAUCAACACCCUGGCCCCGCGAGCAACUGCUUCCUUUCCAAAUAGUCGGUGUCCAGUCGUGGUUGUCCACGUUUUGUCUGAUAACAUUUUGAAGCCACAUCUGAGCGUCGCCACUGCAUGGUUGGGCAUACCUACCUCCAAAAUCACUGCAGCCCCACUUCCAAACAACCCACUCUUACACAUUUCCAUUAUCGCGAAUGAACUGCUGAAGCAAGCUGCAAUCUAUGUCAGUUGGGCAUCCCAUUCCUUAUGACAAUUCUUAUGCUCGAGAUGGGCUCCCUGGUGGACAUAGUUACCCUCGAGAACCUCGAGCAGAAGUUGUUCCGAUGGGACCCGUCCAGUUCGAGUCACUUGUAUGCUUUGGUCGACAUGGGAAGCAAUGGCAUCCGGUUUUCCAUUGCAGACCUUUCUCCUCCGCGAGCGCGACAGCUCAGGUGCAUCUAUCGGGAACGCGCCGCUAUCUCGUUAUUUGAUGCGCUUGGCGGGCCAUCGUUGCUCUUCCCCGAGGAGACGAUUAAGCUAGUCUCGCAAACACUGGCAAGGUUCAGGUCUAUCGCCGUUGACGACUACGACGUUCCUCCUAGCCAAAUGAGAAUCUUUGCGACAGAAGCGAUGCGUCGGGCAGAAAACGCCACGACCAUGCUUGAGGCCAUACGGUCUGCCUGUCCGGGUCUGCCCGUGUACGUCCUUGCGCCACCGGUUGAGACGCUCUUUGGCUCAGUGGGAGCUCGUUCUGGCUUCGUCGAUGUGAAAGGGCUUUUUCUUGAUCUUGGGGGAGGAAGCGUCCAGAUGACGUAUCUGGACACCUAUGCCCGUCCUCGAGAGAGCAGCACGAGUCCAGAGGUCGCCGCAGCCCUCGCCGGGCAGAGCCUGCCCUUUGGCGCGGCCCAUCUAACUAGUGUUCUGGACAGCAGUGACGCCGAGACACAAGCGUCAGAGAUUUCUCGUCUCCGCGACAGCAUGAGCGAGGCUUUCAGGACAUUGUGCGCCAAGUUUCCUUCACUUGCCACGGACGCCGCCGAGGCCCAACGGGGCAAAGCUGGGGAGGGUGAAGCAACGGCGGGGAUUGACGUCUAUCUUUGCGGUGGGGGCUUUCGAGGCUACGGGAGCAUGCUGAUGAACAGGCAUCCGAUACAGCCGUACCCAAUUCCAUCCAUUGGGGGGUUCACGGUGUCCGGUCAUCUAUUCGGGCGGACCAAAGACUUGCUCGAGUUCGACAAAUCCUUCGAGGGGAAGAUAUUUGGCAUGUCGAAGCGCCGGCGUGCUCAGUUCCCCGCCAUAGUGGCUGUGGUCGACGCGCUCAUUUCUGCUGUUCCUCGAAUUCGCUCCGUCACCUUCUGCUCUGGCGGCAACCGUGAAGGCGCCCUGAUGAUGAGCUUGCCGACGGAAAUUCGACACAGCAAUCCAUUAAGUCACUGCGGGCUCGUCUUGAGGAAACACGUGCCUUUUCAGCCCGUCCCAGACGCGGCACCUGUUGAAGUGGUUCUCGAUGCGUUACGAUCCGCUUUCCCGCCAGAUUUGAACUUGGCUAGCACGACUACGAUUUUUGGCUUACGCAUUGACGCCCUCUAUGCUGAGCAGAUAUGGAGCCAGCUGGGAUGCGACGCCGAGACAAAUGCGUCUGCUGCUUUGCAUAAUGCGAUCAGUUAUCCUGAUCUGCCCGGGCUGACGCACCUCGCCCGCGCCGUGCUGGGUGUCACAACCUGUGCCAGGUGGGGCGCGAGCUUAGCACCCGUUGAUGAGCCGCUCUACAAGAACCUACGGGCUCUGAUGGAUGCUGCAGAUCCAGACGCGACGUUUUGGGCCGAUUAUACUGGCUCUGUGACCUCAGCGAUGGCAGCAAUCGUGCGAGGAUGGCCAAAGGCUCGAGGUGCCAUCCAGGAUAAAAUCAGGUUCCGGGCAACGGCACAGCAUCAUAAUCCCAUCCGGGUUCAGCUGGAAAUCUCGGUAAAUCCGGACGCGGCGAUGGGAGUUGGCCCCGACGUUAUCCACGAGACUUUCAGGGGUCUAAAGAAGCACCGACGCUCAGGGAGAGAAGUCUCCGUCACCGUUCAGCCACUCGUGAAAGAGAGUUCGGUGCUCUCGGGUUGAAUUGAUUCCCUUGCCAUUGGUUUGCUGCUGGCUUACGGCCGAGACUGCCCGACUGCUGCUCGUUCCCGGUCCUCCAAUAACCGCAUUCCCCACCGCACCGAUUGAUAACACUAUAUUGCUUCAAGCCUCCUGACCGGAAUACAUUUUCCAAUGCCCAGCCCGAAACACAACCGAAGAUUUGAAUAUGAAACAAGCAGGGAUUCAUACGUCAAUGGUCCGCCUCCGGCCUGCCCGCAAGCUUACGGCGAGCUCAUCCCUGAUGUAUGUACAGCCUAAGGUC